GUCUUUUCACGGUUCAGUCUGCCUUCUUCAUCUACUCUUAUAAUUCUCCUCACUGUUCAUCACCAGCAACUUUUUCUUCCCAAGCUUUUCCCGCGGGAUUUUACCCCAGGAUUGCAAAUGAAGGCGUGGGACAAACGGAGCUAUGCGGCAACUAACUCCCGCCUGCUCCAAGUGCGGAGCGUAAAGGAAACUCCUAGAAAGCUCGGCUCUCCCUCCAGCCUUGCGCCACGAGGCCCCUGUUCUCAGGUUUAAAUACUUGCAUUACGAGGCACGCGCUGCGGCCACGUUCCGGCGCCACCUUCUCUUUGGCCGGGGAACGGCGCCGGCCCGGGGGCGCGGAGCGGAGCGCCGACCGGCGGCCUCGGCGCCCUCGCUGCGCUGGGCCCCGGGUGCUCGGGCCCUCGGCGCCGCCCUGCUCUGGUGCCCUCGCGGCUCCCGGCCAGCGGCCUCGUCGUUCCCCAGGCCGGCGUGGAGCCGCGGGCUGGAGGGCCGGGCGGCGCCGGGAUUCUGCGUCACCGCCUGGGCGGGGCGGACCCACCGCUGACGCCAUCAACCCGGCACCUGCCAACAUGGAAGGUGGCGACGGCAGCGUCGCUGUGCCUGGCCUUGGGGCCCUGAGCUCUGGGACGGCUGCAACGACAGUCCGAGAGCUUCUGCAGGAUGAGUGUUAUAGUGACUUUUUAAAUGAGGACUUUGAUGUAAAGACUUAUACUUCUCAAUCUAUUCAUCAAGCCGUAAUUGCUGAACAACUAGCAAAACUUGCCCAAGGAAUCAGUCAGUUGGAUAAAGAACUACACCUACAGGUUGUUGCAAGACAUGAAGAUUUACUGGCACAAGCAACUGGUAUUGAGUCUUUGGAAGGUGUUCUUCAGAUGAUGCAGACAAGAAUUGGCGCUUUACAGGGAGCUGUUGAUAGGAUGAAAGCAAAAAUUGUUGAGCCAUACAAUAAAAUAGUAGCCCGUACUGCACAACUAGCAAGACUUCAGGUUGCCUGUGAUUUGCUUCGGAGAAUUAUUCGCAUUUUGUAUCUCUGUAAGAGACUCCAAGGACAACUACAAGGAGGAAGUAGAGAGAUAACAAAAGCUGCUCAGAGUCUUAAUGAACUUGAUUAUCUUUCUCAAGGAAUAGAUCUUUCUGGAAUUGAAGUAAUAGAAAAUGAUCUGCUUUUUAUUGCAAGAGCUCGACUUGAAGUGGAAAAUCAAGCUAAGCGCCUACUGGAGCAAGGUGUGGAGACUCAGAAUCCUACUCAAGUCGGAACAGCUCUUCAGGUUUUCCAUAAUCUUGGAAUUCUGAAGGAUACUAUUAUCAGUGUUGUGGAUGGAUAUCGUGUUACUUUAGAGGAAAAUAUCAAGAAUGCGUUAGACAUCAAAGUUUUGACUCAGCCUUCCCAGUCAGCUGUGAGAGGGGGUCCUGGACGAUCUACCAUGCCAACCCCAGGAAAUACUGCAGCAUUUCGUGCUUCCCUCUGGACCAAUAUGGAGAAACUUAUGGAUCUUAUUUGUUCUGUUUGUGGACAGGUACAACAUCUACAAAAAGUAUUAGCCAAAAAGAGAGAUCCUGUUUCUCACAUUUGUUUCAUUGAAGAAAUACUUAAGGAUGGACAACCUGAAAUUUUCUACAAGUUUUGGAAUUCAGUUACUGAGGCACUUCCUUCUCAAUUUCAUGGGACAAUAAAUACAUCUGCGUUUUUGAAACAGGCAUGUGAAGGAGAAUACCCUAAAUUAUUGCGUCUUUAUAAUGACUUCUGGAAGCGUCUUCAACAAUACAGUCAAAAUAUCCAAGGGAAUUUUAAUGCAAGUGGAACUACAGACCUCUUUGUUGACCUACAGCACAUGGAAGAUGAUACACAAGAUAUAUUCAUACCAAAAAAGCCAGAUUAUGAUCCAGAAAAGGCUUUGAAAGACUCACUGCAACCCUAUGAGGCUGCUUACCUGUCAAAAUCCUUAUCACGACUCUUUGAUCCUAUCAACUUGGUUUUUCCCCCUGGUGGUCGUAAUCCUCCUUCCUCUGAUGAACUUGAUGGUAUCAUUAAAACUAUAGCAAGUGAACUAAAUGUAGCUGCUGUUGAUGCAAACCUCACAUUAGCUGUGUCAAAAAACGUGGCAAAGACCAUUCAGUUAUAUGGUGUAAAAUCAGAGCAGCUUCUUUCCACACAAGGAGAUGCAAGUCAGGUGAUUGGGCCUCUUACUGAAGGACAGAGAAGAAAUGUGGCCGUAGUGAAUUCACUGUACAAGUUGCACCAGUCAGUAACAAAGGUAGUUUCCAGUCAGAGCUCAUUCCCGCCAGCAGCUGAACAAACUAUAAUUUCAGCCCUAAAGGGGAUCCAUGCUCUUAUGGAAAAUGCUGUGCAACCAUUACUGACUUCAGUGGGAGAUGCUAUAGAAGCCAUCAUCAUCACCAUGCAUCAAGAAGAUUUUUCUGGGUCACUAUCCAGCUCAGGAAAGCUCGAUGUUCCUUGUUCUCUGUACAUGAAGGAGCUACAAGGUUUCAUUGCCAGAGUUAUGAGUGACUAUUUUAAACACUUUGAAUGCUUAGAUUUUGUCUUUGAUAACACUGAAGCUAUUGCCCAAAGAGCAAUUGAACUUUUUAUCCGCCACGCCAGUCUCAUCAGACCUCUUGGUGAAGGUGGGAAAAUGCGGCUUGCUGCUGAUUUUGCACAGAUGGAGUUGGCUGUGGGUCCAUUCUGCAGACGAGUUUCCAACUUAGGAAAGUCCUAUCGAAUGCUGAGGUCAUUCAGACCACUGCUCUUCCAGACAAGUGAAAAUGUGGCCAAUAGUCCUACACUGGGGGACAUUAUUCCCUUCAGCAUCGUCAUUCAGUUUUUGUUCACAAGAGCACCUGCUGAGAUGAAGUCCCCGCUCCAGAAGGCAGAGUGGUCCCACGCACGCUUCUCUCAGUGGCUGGACGACCAUCCGUCUGAAAAGGACAGACUCCUCCUCAUCAGGGGAGCCCUGGAAGCUUACGUCCAGACAGUGAGAAGUAGAGAAGGCAAAGAAUUUGCACCAGUUUAUCCCAUAAUGGUUCAGCUGCUUCAAAAAGCUAUGUCUGCUCUUCAUUAACAAUAUGAAAUCCAAUCUCCACUUCGUACUAACCCACUCAUAGUCGGCAGUUAAGUAACACAUACUCUAAAAUUUAGACAGCAACUAUCUACUAUUUUCAGAAUGUAAUGGAUUUUUCUGUAUUUCCUGUUGAUCCCUAUUUACCUCUUUAGCACUUCCACUUUAAGUAGCAUAAAAUGUCAAAAGAAUCAUCAUCACAGCCUUUAAAAUUCAUGGACCUGAUUUUUCCAGAGAUUCUUUUUUUCCUUUCAGACUUUUGUACAAGGCUAAAAUUUCUUUAUCACCUGAGUUCCACUAUGGGUACAGCCCCACAAAGUCCCCAUUGCUUCUAAAGGGAUAUGAACAAGUUAUAGGUAGCCUGUUUCUCCCAAGCUGCCCUCUUCCCUGGCUCAGUGGCUCCCAAAUAUGGCUGCACAUUGACAACACCAGGGGAGUUUAAAAAAAUCCUGAUGCGCGACUUACACUCCAUACUAAUUAACUUGUCUGGGAGAGGGAGCAGGAGCCAGGCAUCAGUAUUUUUUUUUUUAAAUCCCCACAGUGAUUCCAAUAUGCAACCAAAGUUUGGGAACCACUAACAUAUUCAAAACUAAGAUGUAGGGUUAAAUGUUCUUGUUUAAAUUAUGUCAUACUGAAUCUUUAAAUAAAGCAAGGCUUUCUUUA
Lemur catta (Ring-tailed lemur) is the source of this 3719-nucleotide messenger RNA. It is a transcript of the gene COG5, whose product is annotated as component of oligomeric golgi complex 5. Gene Ontology annotation, cellular component: COG complex. The transcript has 22 exons. The record is from RefSeq and is a predicted model, not a curated record. Lineage: Eukaryota; Metazoa; Chordata; Mammalia; Primates; Lemuridae. The coding region runs from base 570 to 3059 and encodes 829 amino acids. Gene Ontology annotation, biological process: intra-Golgi vesicle-mediated transport.